AUGUUGGCGCUGUCGGUCUCUGUGCCCAAGUUUAGCUUUCUGUCGCGCCUGGGGUCCAUACAUGAUCCUGACUCAUGGACUUUGGAGUAUAUUGCAUUGCACGGACAUCAUAUCACGCAGGCAAUCGAUAACGACGGCUCGGGAUUCAUUAGGAUUAGCGAAGCAAAUGCGUUUACUCAGCAGAUUCCGAAGGGUUGGAAUCUUCCGCAAUGGUGUGCAUACUCUGCUGCAGGUUGGGCUUAUGAAGCACGGAUUUACCGACGACGCAUCAAUAGGAUAUGGCUGAUGUUGACCCAAUUACUGGCCACAGUCCUCCCGAGUAAUCGAGGAUAUCUCUAUUCUUUCAUGGUUAUCAACUUGAUCACAAUUGCCCAUGCGUUUACGCGCGAACCGGUUGGGCACAACAUUCCAAACAUUACCCCUGAGCUACGUCAACUGGUCAAAGAGAAGGUACUGGCUCAAGAUGCUUUGUUCCGGGAACAUUUGAAAUCCUUGAAGUGGACUGUCGAGGAUGAAUCUACACUUCAUCUUUUGUAUGGUGAAAGUCCCCCAGAAAAGCUGUGUACCCUUAUGAUGGAGCGGUAUCUAGAAGUUGCGUGUGCUUGUCGGACGGUUACAGUUGAUAUCAAGGAAUGGAUUCGGAUGGCCGCUGCUUUUCGUAUUAUGAGAGAAAUUAGUGUCAAGCGGAUGGCUGAGUUAGGAGCAAGAUAUGAAGACCCCAAAAAAGCAGCUGAUUAUGUAUCAUCGUAUCAUGGUGGAAUCUGGUCCUACGUAAAGCACAAGAUUGACCUGGAAGAAAGCGACGACGUUAUAAUCCCUACUCGACGCCAAACUAUCCUGGACGACUUUCCUAUAUCCUGGGGCACACCAGGCGACCUGCCCUUCUUGCACUACAAAACAUGGGAGGAAUUUUCAAAGACUCUCAAUGAAUCUGAUAUUCCUGCCCUGGUGCCACGCACUUGGGACCCAUUGGAUAAUACGUUGUUCCAGAAGUCGAUUGAUAGGAGCGCUUAUUCGGAAUUUCCUGUGCUGGAAUGGAUAUGUGACCAUUGCGAUGUAGAACCCAAGAAUUCCACAAGCUUCAAAUGCCUAACAUGUCCUGAUCUGGAUUUCUGCAAAGAUUGCCAUGAACUUCCCGAAUCCGAGCACACUGUUGGCGAACAUACGUUUUAUCACCCUGUCGUUAAGCUCAGUCUUGCAUACCUCCCAGAGCAAUUCCAGAGGCUUAAGCUGGAAGUCGAAGAUGUCUUUGAGCAACUUCAACAGCAGUUCGCAGCGCAGCAACGGUCGAAUGCAAAAGUUGAUGACUCGCAAGUUGGCACUGAAGCAAAGGAGAACAAGGAGGAUGAUGUUGUUGAACGACAGGCAAAGGAUGGACAUGCUGACAAGGAUGACGACAAGCCUGAGGAAUCGACGAACGACCAGGAUGUGAACACUGAAAUACAACAGGUCACAGAACAAGCAACACCUCGAUCAUCGCCCUCCGCAGAAUGUGUAGGGCCUAUACCUGACAAUUUGAUGGAUGCAAGUGGGUCAACCGGACUAUCGGGAGCGUUGCAUGAGACGGAAUGCGUCUCUCAAACAAACAGCAACGACAUUGUGGCGAACGAGAGUGUAGAAAGUUUACGAAAAGAGGUACCUGCAUCACAGAUACCUGACAAUACAGUGGAGAGAAAGGAUGAACCAACUCGGGUUGUAAAGCCUGACACUGCAUCGCACGCUCUCCAAUUUACCUGUGGUCGAUGCUCCGAGAUCAUUUCUUUGGAGGCGGAAUUCUUUAGAUGCGUGGGAAGCACAUGUCAGAAGAAGUAUGAGGCUCCAGACGGCGAACAUCAAUGGUGGCAUACAUUGCUAUCCCUUAGAAAGGAAUUCAUAGUCGGCAACUUCCAAACAGAAACAACCGUCACGGACGUCGUCGUGGCAGAAGAAAAGGGGAAAACUCUCGAGACGCCUGAGAGCCCAGAAAAAAAUGCCCUGGCGGCCCCAUCUGAUUCAGUCCAAUCGAGAAUAUCGAUUCUGGAACAAAAGAUGGACGUCCUUGCUUCCACUCUGGAAUCUAGGACGAAUCGGUUGGAAUAUAUCCCUAAAAUUGAAGAAAAGCUGGAUACUAUUAACAAUUCUCUUCAAGCCAAGGUGGAAAAUCUGGAGCUUAAACUGGAUGGCGUGAUAACGGCAUUACAGGCACUCAUUGGCGGUUUGUCUACACAGAAUGUUGUAUCAACUUGCUGA
Psilocybe cubensis is the source of this 2229-nucleotide messenger RNA. RefSeq lists its product as uncharacterized. NCBI's taxonomy places the organism in Eukaryota, Fungi, Basidiomycota, Agaricomycetes, Agaricales, Agrocybaceae. The record is from RefSeq and is a predicted model, not a curated record. The transcript has 10 exons. Gene Ontology annotation, molecular function: zinc ion binding. The coding region runs from base 1 to 2229 and encodes 742 amino acids.